AACGGGUGGAGGAGGGGCAGAAAGGGAACUAGAACUGGCUGAGAGCAGAGAAAACCGGUUCCAGCCAGACACAGACACAGCAAAGAACUCAGAGCUUACAACAACCGCUAGCCACUAAUGCUACCACAAGAGCUGCGAUAUGGGCAGGGGUAAGCAGUACUGGUCAAUCGCUGAACAAUAUGUCUCCUGGAAAUCUGGUCCUCUCCAGAGAAUAAAACGCGGCACAAAGGAGCUACCAGAACUAAGGAGCAGUAUGAGCAGAUCCAGAGAGAGCUGGCUGCGCAAGGACAUGAGCGUGCGCUCCAGCAGAUAGUGAAUAAAAUCAAGAAGUUGAAGAUGGAGUUUAAGGAGCAGACAUUAUACUCCAAGCAAGGCAGGGACUACUGGAUCCAGAAGAACCCGUACUAUGAGGUUCUGGAGUGUGCAUUUGGCAGAAGAGAACAGCAGUCACUGCAACAGGAGGACUACUUUGUGCGUCCAUCUCCUACAGAAAAUGAUGCUGAAACAUGGAAAGAGUCAUGCUCUAUGCAGGAGAUAAACUGUUUACUGAAGAUCUGCACUAAUGCUGAGCUACACCAAAGACUGGGCUCACCCUGCACCUCCAAAGACAUUAUUGAGGACAUCCAGAAGGAGAUGAGGCAGCAGGGAUAUGACCUGACAGCUGAACAGAUUGUAGACAAAAUAAAAAUUUUAAAGAUAGAAUACAAUGCUCAAAAGAACAACCCCAACCAAGAAACAGGGAACAGUCAGGGAAUCAUAAUCAACUUAGACGUAGUGGACUUCAUCCUUGGAGCUAAAGACGAUUGUAUACCCCAGAACACAGAGACAGUUAAGACCGAGCCCACAGAUGAUGACGAAUUCCUGAACACAUCCACAAAUACUGCUCAGCCACCCCCUAUCAGCGAGCCAGUCUUGCAAGCAACACGAGACUGCGAUGUAGUGAAGACUGAGCCUAUAGAAAAUAAUACACUAUUACAGCUGCCUAUUGAUCCCGGAUUAGAGGCAUUGGAUUGUAGCUCCUACACCUCUAUGCCACCACUCAGACCAGUGCAAAAAAUGAACAACGACAAAUGGAUUGAUGCAGAAGUCCAAGCUCUCCUCAGCGUGUAUGCCACAACCAAGAUGCAGCAGGACUUUGAGUGUCAGAAGAAGAACACCAAAAUCUUUGAGAGGAUUUCAAAGGAAUUGGAAAACUUUGGCAUUCACCACACGCCAAAACAAUGCAGGGAAAAGGUUAAGAAACUCAAACAGGACUAUAAGAAGAUCAAGGAUUAUAACAAUCUGAGUGGUGCAGAGAUCAAAACCGGCAAGUGGUACGACAUCUUGGACAGCAUCCUGGGUCACCAUCCUUUCUACUCAGAGACCCCUGUGCCCAUAUCUGAGAACUCUGCAGAGGAGCUGAUGGAGUCCACCUGCACUGAAAGAGAAGACCUCGAGUCCAUCUCAGACAACAAUGUAAAUUCAAGAGGAAACUCAGAGGGAGCACAUGCCUUAGGGAGUGUGUCCUGUGAUCCUGACAGUAAAUCUGUUUUACAGCUGACCAUUGAUCCUGCUCUGUGUAACUCUGAUUUGAAAAUCGUGCAUGUUCUAUCAGGCGCAGCAGAGGGCAGCUCAUACUCCUCUUUACCACUGUCCGGCCCACUGCUCAAAAACAACGAUAAAUGGAUUGAUGCAGAGGUCCAAGCUCUCCUCAGCGUGUACGCCACAGCCAAGAUGAAGGGAGACUGUGAGGGUCAUAAGAAGAACAGCAAAAUCUUUGAGAGGAUUUCAGAGGAAUUGGAAAACUUUGGCGUUCACCACACACCAAAACAGUGCAGAGAGAAGGUUAAGAAACUCAAACAGGACUAUAAGAAGAUCAAAGAUUAUAACAACCUGAGUGGUGCGGAGAUCAAAACCGGCAAGUGGUACGACAUCCUGGACAACAUCCUGGGUCACCGUCCUUUCUACUCAGAGACCCCUGUGCUCAUAUCUGAGAACUCUGCAGAGGAGUUGAUGGAGUCCACCUGCACUGAAAACUACCCACAGUCAAGAGAGGGCCCUGAGUCCAUCUGCACAGACAACCAUGUAGAAUCUAUAGCGAGCUCUGAGGAGAGCGCAACAGAGCCUGAGCAGGAUCUGGGCCAGUUUCCAAGCACAGAGGAGCAUCAAGUCGCCAGUAGUAACCUCUAUCAUCCUACAGUCAGAAGUGUGCCAUUUCGCUUCCGACCAGUGAAGCGCAAGAGGAAGGAAAGCUCAGAUCUCGUGGAGUGUUUGGAAAGGAUGCAGGAAAGGUACCUCCAGCACAGCAGAGAAAUGCAUGAAGCUUUACUCAACAAGAUGGACACCCACAUGGCUGCUGUGAUUGGGCUGUUGAAGCGGAUGGCAUCAGCGAUGGAGGCCCAGUUUGCAAAACAAACUCCACAACACUGACUUAUAUUAGGAUCUUUCAGCUCUAAUUGAUAUAAUUUAUCCAUGCCUUUGUUAAAUAAAGGUGAUUUUUUUGUA
Messenger RNA from Boleophthalmus pectinirostris (great blue-spotted mudskipper), 2484 nucleotides. RefSeq names its product zinc finger protein with KRAB and SCAN domains 2. Lineage: Eukaryota; Metazoa; Chordata; Actinopteri; Gobiiformes; Gobiidae. The transcript has 10 exons. The coding region runs from base 337 to 2409 and encodes 690 amino acids. The record is from RefSeq and is a predicted model, not a curated record.